Molecule: messenger RNA, 1134 nt
Organism: Penicillium macrosclerotiorum
Lineage: Eukaryota; Fungi; Ascomycota; Eurotiomycetes; Eurotiales; Aspergillaceae
Gene: pex10
Product: ubiquitin-protein ligase peroxin 10
Exons: 1
Coding region: 1-1134 (377 amino acids)
Biological process (GO): protein import into peroxisome matrix
Cellular component (GO): peroxisomal membrane
Molecular function (GO): zinc ion binding
Source: RefSeq, a predicted model, not a curated record
AUGGCUGAUGCCGACCCCCAUCUGUCAUUGUCCACCCCCGACGCCGCCCUCGGCUCCGCGGCCUCCCACUUCUACCCCUUCGCGACGUCGCCAGACAUCAUCCGCUCCCACGAGAAGGAUGCAUACCUCACCAGCGGGCUGGUGCAACAAGCCCAAACCAUCAUACGAUCCCUCAAAGGCGCCCGUUUCGCACACACCCACUCCGACGCCAUCAAACGCCUCACCGAACUGCUGUACUUCUCCCUGACCACCGCCAUCGGCAACCGCACCCUCGGCGAGGAGUACUGCGACCUCGUCCAACUUGAAGACGAUACCCUCCGCCUCCCCACCAUCACCCGACGUGUCGGCUACAUCCUCAGCAGCAUCCUGGUCCCCUGGUCCCUUCACCGCAUCCUGCCCGCCUUGCGCGCGCGGGUCCGCGCCAAACUCGAGCGCAGCAUCGCCCGACAGCAAAUCAAAGCUGCCCAGCAAGCCGGCCUCCGCCAGCUCUCACCUGCCAGCCCCGCCAAGUCACCCGCCCCGUCGUUCUUUACCAAAUUGCGCCUCCAGCAGUACCUCCUCGAGCACCUGGACUCGAUCACCUCAAUCUCGCCGAUCUACGCCCUCAGCAUCGCGACUUUUUACUUCACUGGCUCGUACUAUCACCUCUCCAAGCGAAUCUGGCGCCUGCGCUAUGUGUUCACGAAGAAGAUCGAGGAAAGCGAGCAGCGCAUCGGCUACGAAGUGCUCGGCGUGCUGAUGGUGCUGCAGAUCGCUGUGCAGGGCUUCCUGCACGUGCGGAAAAUCGGCAUCAGCAUGAACGACGCCGAUACGACGGCGGGGACAGAUUCAGAGGCCCGCCCCGAGGGCGGAGCCCUGAUCCCCUCGAUCCAGCAUCCGGCGGCGGUGCCGCUGCUGCCGUCGUCCACGGCGCGGUAUGACCUAGAGGAAGAUCCGGCGGCGGUGGCGUGGAUCCCCGAAGGCCAGCAGCGGAAGUGUACGCUGUGCUUGGAGGCCUUCAAAGAUCCGAGCGUGACGACGUGCGGGCAUGUGUUUUGCUGGGUGUGUGUGAGGGACUGGGUCCGGGAGAAGCCGGAGUGUCCAUUGUGUCGACAGGAGGUUUUGUUAUCGAAAGUACUUCCUUUGCGAGGGUAG